This is a messenger RNA of Cynoglossus semilaevis (tongue sole), 4302 nucleotides long. RefSeq names its product inactive carboxypeptidase-like protein X2. Gene Ontology annotation, biological process: regulation of DNA-templated transcription; peptide metabolic process; protein processing. The record is from RefSeq and is a predicted model, not a curated record. Gene Ontology annotation, molecular function: metallocarboxypeptidase activity; DNA-binding transcription repressor activity, RNA polymerase II-specific; RNA polymerase II transcription regulatory region sequence-specific DNA binding. Bases 210 to 3836 code for a protein of 1208 amino acids. Lineage: Eukaryota; Metazoa; Chordata; Actinopteri; Pleuronectiformes; Cynoglossidae. The transcript has 23 exons.
GUGCGCAGGCCAGUCUGGUCGACACUGUGGCUGUGUGGAUGUGUGGGGCAGCAUCACAGAUUCCAGAGAGGUCAAAGAGGGUCAAACGUCGCCCCCGGUGGACUAACUAACGGACAGACGCACGGACGGGCUGCUUUGUGGCGGAGAAUUUUAAAAGCACAGAGGAUUUUUUUUUUUUGGCGGGGGGAUUUAUUUUAUUUGCAGCCAGGAUGAGGGGCAGCACGGUGGCUCGGUGUGUGACUCUGCUGGCCCUGUGUUGUCUUCUGAUACCCCGAGGAGGUGAGGCCGCCGGGGGGGUAGUUUCUCAGCAGCAGGGUGAAGAGAGCAGCCGAGAGGUGGAGGAGGACAACCACGAUCGCGAUCCUGAUCCCGGUCCUGAUCAAGUCCCCGCAGGAGACCCACGCCCUCUGGAGAGAGACGUUCGGGAGACGGGGGAGGCAGUGAGGGCAGGACUGUUGGCCAGAGUGAGGAGGGCAGCGGAGGAAGGUAAGAAGAAGAAGAAGGACAAGAAGAAGAACAAAGAGCCCAAGGAUCCGAACGCGACCAAAAAACCCCGAGGCGAGAAGAAGGGGAAGAAGAAGGACAAGACGACGACCACCGCACCCCCGACUACCACGGCAGUCCCGACGGAACCACCCACGGAACCACCCACGGAACCACCGACGGACUACCCUUACUACGACCCUGACCUUUGGAAACCGGACGAGGACUACUGGGACGCCGGACCCACUACCCCCAGACCUCAGCCUGCUAACCCCACCGCGGACUUGCACGACCACUGGCCGGAGGAGGUCGACCCGGCUGUCACAGACGCCCACGAGGAUUACUGGAAAGCGAGGGAGAGGGCGCCGUCGUCCACACCGCCGCCCGACGCCCAUGACGACGACCUUUGGAAGACGGAACCUUCCACGCCAGCGCCUGUUAUUUACGACGACCUCUGGAAACCGGACGAGAUGGAACCCAACACCUUCGUGACGGACAACUACGACAACUACUGGAGAGAGGUGGAAACGACUCCCUCUGCCCCCCAGGUCGACGGGAAGGGCGGGACCGACGACACAGAAUACUGGAACGCAAAAUACGAUCUCCCGUUCCCUGACGGUAAAGAGGUCAGCCCCGAGAUCGUCGUAGAAACUCUACCAGAGGAGCCGACGACUGCUUCACCGUAUGAGGGGACGUGGUACGAAGACUACGAUGAAUAUGGGAGAAAAGAAGAGGAGACAGAAAACAAAUGGAUGGAAAGAGAACGAGAGAGAGCCAGAAAGGAACGGGAAAGGCAGGAGCGAGAGAAAGCGCAGAAACUGAAGGAGGCCGAGGAGCGAGCGCGGAGCAGACCUCGCGUCUACAAAGAGCCAAAAAAAUGCCCUCCUCUGGGGAUGGAGUCGCACAAGAUCGAUGCCGACCAGCUCACCGCCUCCUCCAUGUCGCAGUACCACUUUGCACCACAGAGGGCUCGCCUCAACAUGCAGGGCUCUGAGGAUGAGGAGGACCUGAGAGGCGGGGCGUGGUGCGCAAACUCAGAGGACACGAUCCACUGGUUUGAGAUCGACGCUCGCAAGGACACGGAGUUCACGGGAGUUAUCACUCAGGGCCGGGACUCUUUGAACGAGAGCGACUACGUGACGUCCUAUUUCCUGGCGUUCAGCAACGACAGCAGAGAAUGGACAACAAUCCACGAUGGAUACGCAGACUGGUUGUUCUUUGGAAACAGUGACAGGGACAUUCCUGUGAUGAACCAGUUGGCGGAGCCGGUGUUGGCCCGGUAUAUCAGGAUCAUCCCGCAGAGCUGGAACGGCUCCCUGUGCAUGAGGCUGGAGGUCCUCGGCUGCCCGCUGCCUGACCCGACCGAGGUCCAGUACAGACAGAAUGAAGUGAUGCCGGUGGAUUACCUGAAGUUCAAGCACCACAGUUACUCGGAGAUGGUCCAGCUCAUGAAGUCGGUCAACGCCGAGUGUCCCAACAUCACCGACGUCUACAGCCUGGGCCGCAGCACCAAGGGCCUGGACAUCAUGGCCAUGGUCGUCUCCGGGAACCCCAAAGAGCACGAAAUAGGUGAGCCAGAGUUCCGAUUCACGGCGGGUCUCCACGGAAACGAGGCGACGGGUCGAGAGUUGCUCCUGCUGCUGAUGCAGUAUCUGUGCAAAGAGUACAAAGACCGGAACCCCAGAGUCCAGCGGCUGGUGGAGGGGAUACGCAUCCACCUGGUGCCGUCGCUCAACCCUGACGGACACGAGGAAGCGUUCGAAGCCGGGUCGGAGCUGAGCAGUUGGACGACCGGACACUUCAACAACGACGGCUUCGACAUCUUCCAGAACUUCCCCGAUCUGAACAGCGUCCUGUGGGACGCCGAAGACAAGGGCAUGGUUCCCAAACUCACCCCCAACCACCAUGUGCCCAUUCCGGAAAACUCUGAAUUCAACAACUCGAUUGCCGUGGAGACCAGGGCCAUAAUCUCCUGGAUGGAAAGCCACCCAUUUGUGCUGGGCGCCAACUUCCAGGGCGGGGAAACAAUCGUGGCCUACCCUUAUGACAGUCUGCGUCUCAACAAAGCGGCCGACGGCCAGAAACCUCACAGCCGCAGGAAAAGACAGUACGAGGAGGCGCACGAGGAGGAGGAGAGGGGUUACGACGUCACAGAGUGGGGUCAGGGUUACCACGAGGAGCCGGAGGAGGACUGGCGGAGCCGGGGGUACGCCGAGCCAGAGGAGGAGUGGAGGGGUCACGGGUACGAGCGCGGCUACGAGCACAGCUACGACCGUGGCUACGACCAUACUUACAACCAAGGUCACAGCGAAGGUUACGGCCACAGGGAGGAAGAGGAAGACGACAGAGGAAGAAGUGCCGGGUAUCAGUACUUGGAACCCGACGAACCUCGGGCCGUCGCGGACGAGUCCCUCUUCAGGUGGCUGGCCGUGUCCUACGCGUCCACACACAUGUCCAUGACGCGCAACUACCACGGCUCCUGCCACGGAGACAUUUCGGGCGCGGGGCACGGCAUCGUCAACCGCGCCAAGUGGAAGCCAGUGACAGGCAGUAUGAACGACUUCAGCUACCUGCACACCAACUGUUUGGAACUCUCCGUAUUCCUGGGCUGCGACAAGUUCCCUCAUGAGAGCGAGUUGGCGCAGGAGUGGGAGAGGAACCGGGAGGCCAUGCUCAUCUUCAUGGAGCAGGUGCACCGUGGCAUCAGGGGCAUCGUGAAGGACCAGCAGGGGAACCCCAUCGCAAAUGCCACAGUGUCGGUCGAAGGGGUAAAUCACGACGUCACCACAGCUUCAACCGGGGACUUCUGGAGGCUGUUGAACCCAGGGGAGUACCGAGUGACGGCUCGAGCUGAGGGCUUCUCCCCCGUGACCAAAGUCUGCGUGGUGGGGUACCAGUCUGGAGCCACCACCUGCAGCUUUAACCUGGCCAAGUCCAACUGGGACCGCAUUAAACAGAUCAUGGCUCUCCAUGGCAACAAACCCAUCCGACUCAGCUACAGCAACAACAGAGUUCACUAUCCCGCAGCCCGAGACGGCAACAGACGCAUGGUCACCAACAGCGUCCCUUCGCCGAACUCCCACCUCAGCCCCGAGCGGCGGAGGAGGCUCAGGAUAGCACGUAUCCGUCGCCUCCGACAGCAGCGACUGAUGAGGUUAAGAUCGACUACGAUGUUACCCCCGACGACCGCCACCCCCACCCCGACAAUCACAACUCCACUUCCCACAACGCCAGAGACCACCACGUCCUGGUACGACCCAUGGCCUGUACUGGAGGGAGAGUCCUCGACACCGGGCGGCUACACGGAUUCCUUCCUGGACUAUAACUACGAGUUUAAGAUCGAUGACUAUUAAACCAACACACACAUCCCCCCCUGCCCCCCACCUGUCUGUCUCGUCGAACUGUAAACAGGCGGUUGAAGAUCCAACAGAGGAGUCUGAUCUUUGUACGACACACGGACAACGACGACGUAAAUAUUAACCGUAUUACCUGUAGCGCGAAAACACGGCCGUCACUUAACACUGAAAUGAAAGCCUCGGCGUCGAACGCGUGUUAAGUAACGGUGACGUUUUUUCCCACGCUUUCACACGUUUUACAACUGUCUUGUCUCAUUAUUCACUGUUUGCGAAAAAAAAAAUAUUGUGGAUCCACAUUCAGGAAAGUGACUUUUUUUUUUCUUUUCCACGAGACAUAAUUUUCACAUCACUUUCUCCGCGGGAAGAACGAGUAGAGUGAGAGAACCGUCGGCCAUGUUGUCUCAGACACAGAUGCUAAGGCAGGAGCUGAUACUCAAAUAAAGGCUUGAUUGUACAAAAAAAA